AUGGUUUCUGACGAGCGAGCGCUCGCCAAAAUGAAGGACGAGGAUCUCAUCCUUUCCCCGUUUGAUGGCAUCGAGAAGGGAGCUGUUCUUCAGGAAUGCCGUAUUUUCAACGAUCUCCAAUUGAAUACACGCCGCUGCGAGCAAGUCCUAAUCCGUCUUUUGUACCUCGUUGGACAAGGUGACCAUCUCUCCUCAGAGGAAGCCACCAACGUCUUUUUCUCCGUCACGAAGCUCUUCCAAGCAAACGAGCCCUCCCUCCGCCGUCUCGUUUAUCUCGCCAUAAAGGAGCUCGCCCAUACAGCAGAGGAAGUCAUUAUCGUCACUAAUUGUCUUACUAAGGAUAUCAAUUCGGAUGUCGACAUGUAUCGCGCCAACGCGACUCGCGUCCUUUGCAAAAUCACAGACGCCCAGAUGGUUCAGCAAAUCGAGCGUUAUCUCAAACAGGAGAUCGUCGACCGCAAUCCCGUUGUAGCCUCUGCUGCUUUGGUCUCGGGCCAGCAGCUUAUCAUGCACAAUAAGGGCGACGUCGUGCGUCGUUGGGUUAAUGAGGUCACACAGGCUUUGGAUCACAAAUCUCCCAUGGUCCAAUAUCACGCGUUGGCCUUGCUUUAUCUUAUCAAGCAACAUGAUCGUCUCGCCGUUUCCAAGCUCGUCCAGUCGAUGUGCCGCCAGGGUGUUCGCUCACCCAUGGCUACAGUUUUGCUCAUUCGCUACGUCGCACGCAUCAUUGCUGACGAACCCCCAUCGCAAGUGCAAGAUGCAUACGGAGAACCAAGACCAUUCUUUGGCUUCUUGGAAGCCUGCCUCAAGCACCGCAGUGACGUUGUCAUUUACGAGGCCUCUCGCGCAAUUGCAAAUCUCCCCAACGUCACACCGACUGAACUGCAACAUGCUGUCUCUAUCCUGCAACGCUUCCUCGUCCAGCCCAAACCCUCUUUGCGAUUUGCUGCAAUCAGAACUCUCAACCAGAUUGCCUCGACCAUGCCAUUGGCAGUAACCUCGUGUAACGCCGACAUGGAGGUCCUCAUUGCGGACCACAACCGCUCAAUUGCCACCCUCGCCAUCACUACCUUGCUGCGCACCGGAUCAGAGAAUUCUAUUGAGAGACUGCUCAAGCAAAUCCAAACAUUCUUGUCAGAUAUUGCAGAUGAGUUCAAGGUCAAAGUCGUCAGCGCCAUCCACGCCCUUUGUAUCAAAUACCCUAGCAAGUACUACGCUUUGAUGAAUUUCCUUGGGAACGCACUUCGUGAAGAAGGUGGGUUCGAAUUCAAACGGGCAAUUGUCGACGCAUACCUUGGACUUAUGGACAAGAUCCCGGAAUCGAAAGAGACCUGUCUGUCACACCUCUGCGAAUUUAUUGAAGAUUGCGAGCACACCCAGCUCUCUACCCGGAUCUUACAUUUGCUUGGGAAGGAAGGGCCUUCGAUGCCAGAACCUGGGAAGUACAUUCGCUACAUCUAUAACAGACUCAUAUUAGAAAACGCCACAGUCAGAGCUGCUGCAGUCUCGGCCUUAUCAAGUUUCGCUGCUGGUAGUGCUUCCGAAUCGCUAAGAAAAUCCGUUGCGGUGCUACUGCGCCAGUCUUUGAUGGACAGUGACGACGAAGUGCGGGAUCGUGCGACGUUUUUCUCGAAGUCCCUUGGACUUGAGGCAUACCAAAAGCAUACCGGAGAAUCUCGGAAUCCUGAAGAAGUGUCAAAGAUGCAGGAAGGGACGAAAAACAUGCUGUCCCUUCCGUGCCCCAUCGCGAAUCUCGAGGCAGAACUCCUGCUCUAUGUCGCAUCGGGCAAUUCUGAGCAGGCCUUUGAUAUCAGCUCAGUCUCAAAGGCUGCGAUGAUGUCAACGGCAGGCCAUCCGACUUUGGAAACAGGCGACGCGACGAAUCGACAAUCCGCAUUGGGCCGCGCUCAAAGGGGGCGCCCGACACCUCCCGCAGACCUAGCUGCGGAAGUUCUGAAAGUUCCCGAUUUUACAUCACUUGGAAGGCCAUUCAAGUCUUGUCCCCCCAAGGAUCUUACCGAAGCCGAAACAGAGUACACUGCCCAAGUCAUCGUUCACUUGUACGAAAGUCAUGUGAUUUUGGAGUUCGUCUGUGUGAACACUCUCAAUGACCAAUUGCUUGAGAACGUCUUUGUGCAAGUGGAUACGUCUGCGGCGUCAGGCUUGGGUGGAAUGACGAUUGUGCCUGCGGCACGUCUCGCUUACGGUGAGCCAGCCCGGAAUUACGUGUCGAUCGAACGAACAGAUGAUGGGGAAUACCCGUUGGGUGACCUUGCAUGCACGAUGAAAUUUAUCGUGAAAGACGUUGACCCAUCAACUGGAGAACCAGAUGAGGAAGGAUAUGAGGAUGAGUAUGGCCUGGACGACCUGCCACUAACAAUCUCUAACUUGAUGGCGAAACCAGCCGAAUUACCCGGUUCGUUCAAGGCUGCAUGGGAGGCACUUGGUCCAGACAAUGAAGUGGCUGAUAGCUUUUUAUUGGAGCAACACGAUAACGUCGCAUCUGCUGUGAAGGGGAUGAUGGCAUUGUUGGGCAUGGCACCAUGCGAGGGUACUGAAGUUGCCAACGAUCGCGCCAGAGGGCACAUCCUGCUGAUGACAGGUGUGUUCAUGCCCGGUAUUCAAGUAAUGCUCCACUCCAAAUUCACUGUGGCGUCGGAUGGUGUGAAUCUCGAGAUUGUUCUGAGAAGUGAGGACCUAUCUAUCAGCGAAGUCCUGGCGAAUUCAAUCACGGGCACAGAAUAGAGGUAACGCUCCAUGUAAUGAAAGAUAAAGAAUAUGGCUUGUCCACAGACACUUCUCGCUUGCUU
This is a messenger RNA of Chondrus crispus (carragheen), 2810 nucleotides long. Its product is annotated as Coatomer subunit gamma. Gene Ontology annotation, molecular function: structural molecule activity. Gene Ontology annotation, biological process: protein secretion; intra-Golgi vesicle-mediated transport; intracellular protein transport. Bases 1 to 2745 code for a protein of 914 amino acids. NCBI's taxonomy places the organism in Eukaryota, Rhodophyta, Florideophyceae, Gigartinales, Gigartinaceae. The transcript is spliced from 2 exons. The record is from RefSeq and is a predicted model, not a curated record. Gene Ontology annotation, cellular component: endoplasmic reticulum; COPI vesicle coat; endoplasmic reticulum-Golgi intermediate compartment.